AUGGACGUGGUGUCGGAAUCCAGCCGAAAGCGUGGCCGCGAUGGCGACGGAGAGAUGGAAAGCAUCUCGAUGGGCUUGGAAGAGCAUCGUAGCAAACGAAUCCAAUGCCUUCCUCUCCGAACAUCGCCAAAGUCGUCCCAGCAGUGGCACUCUUCACCCCUCAGCUCUGACUCUGAUGGUCAGGUCUCACAGCCCAACUUUGCCUCUUGGCCACACCAAUCUGCCGUAAACUCCCAUCCUUACAGUGGCGGGGAACCAAACAUGGUGAUGAGCUCUGGUCGGAUGCCCACGCCAAUCCAGCCAAACUUUGCUGCACAUGGGCGUGGCCAGCAGAACGAGUGGGCAGGUCCUGGUCCUGUUGUGACGACGCUUAAUGGGGUCAUUAACCUGGGCCAUCAUCCCGCUGGUUUCUCGGACGACCAGUCAGUACCUCGUAUCAUGUCGGGCCUGGAAGACUGGCAAGCUGUGCAAAAUCACCGAAGGCUGCCUUCGCCGAUUUCAGAAGUAGAAGACUGCGUACAAGAUCAAGACGUCGGUGAUGCUGGCAUGAUGAUUGAUGACAACAUGGGCGUAGUCAUGGACGCGAGCGCAGGGUUACCACCUUCGCCAACCCGUGCGAUGGACCACCCUAAUAAUAUGAUGGACAUUGAGUCGCCGCCACAUUCGCGUGCGGUUGACUUGGACGGCGACGUCCCUUCGCCCAGCCCUGGCCGGAGAGGCCAUAUGCGGAGCAAGCAUACGAUUGACAGUUGGACGUGGCAGCCUGGGAUGAAGAAGAGUUUCAGCAUUGGGUACCGAGCCGAUUGUGAAAAGUGCAGGCUGAAAGUUCCUGGGCACUUUAAUCACAUCGUCAUCUCAUAG
Trichoderma harzianum CBS 226.95 is the source of this 861-nucleotide messenger RNA. RefSeq lists its product as hypothetical. The coding region runs from base 1 to 861 and encodes 286 amino acids. The transcript has 2 exons. NCBI's taxonomy places the organism in Eukaryota, Fungi, Ascomycota, Sordariomycetes, Hypocreales, Hypocreaceae. The record is from RefSeq and is a predicted model, not a curated record.